Gracilinanus agilis (Agile Gracile Mouse Opossum) is the source of this 2213-nucleotide messenger RNA. RefSeq names its product c-Maf inducing protein (gene CMIP). The record is from RefSeq and is a predicted model, not a curated record. The transcript is spliced from 19 exons. NCBI's taxonomy places the organism in Eukaryota, Metazoa, Chordata, Mammalia, Didelphimorphia, Didelphidae. Gene Ontology annotation, cellular component: nucleoplasm; cytosol. Bases 36 to 2213 code for a protein of 725 amino acids.
GAGGAGGAGGAGGAGGAGGAUUGGGAGGACCAGCUAUGGAUCUGACCAGCAGCUCCGGCGGGGCGGGUGAUCCCCGUCAGAUCGAGGAGACCAAGCCUCUGCUGGGCGGCGAGAUGUCCGCGGUGGAGGGCGGUAAGCUGGGCGCCGUGCCCUGCCGGAGGGCCCUGCUGCUUUGCAACGGGAUGAGGUAUAAACUGCUCCAGGAAGGGGACAUUCAGGUGUGUGUCAUCCGGCACCCUAGGACAUUCCUCAGCAAGAUCCUCACCUCCAAAUUUCUGAGGCGGUGGGAGCCUCACCACUUGACCCUGGCGGAUAACAGCCUGGCAUCGGCUACGCCUACUGGGUACAUGGAAAACUCUGUUUCCUACAGUGCUAUUGAAGAUGUUCAGUUGUUGUCCUGGGAGAAUGCCCCUAAGUACUGUUUACAGCUCACAAUUCCUGGGGGCACAGUCUUACUGCAGGCUGCAAACAGCUAUCUGAGAGACCAGUGGUUUCAUUCCCUGCAGUGGAAGAAAAAGAUUUACAAGUAUAAGAAAGUCCUGAGCAAUCCAAGCCGCUGGGAAGUCGUCUUGAAGGAGAUUCGGACUCUGGUAGACAUGGCCUUGACAUCUCCACUGCAGGAUGACUCCAUACACCAGGCUCCACUGGAGAUAGUCUCCAAAUUGCUUUCUGAGAACACCAACUUGACCACUCAAGAGCAUGAAAACAUUAUUGUGGAUUUUGGGAAGUGCCCACGGCUGAGGCUCUUUACUCAGGAGUAUAUUCUUGCCUUGAAUGAGCUGAAUGCUGGCAUGGAAGUGGUAAAGAAGUUUAUUCACAGCAUGCACGGCCCCACAGGCCAGUGCCCCCACCCCCGGGUCCUGCCCAACCUGGUUGCCGUCUGCCUUGCUGCCAUCUACUCCUGCUACGAAGAGUUCAUCAACAGCCGCGACAAUUCUCCAAGCCUGAAAGAAAUCCGCAAUGGCUGUCAGCAGCAAUGUGACCGGAAACCCAACUUACCACUGCGCCUUCUCCACACAAGCCCCGACCUCGUCUGUCAGGAGGCGACACUGUCCGAGUCCCGCCUCAAGUCGGUCAUUGUCACUUCCAAUGAGAUCCACGUGGAGGUAGAGCGUAACAACACUGCCAACCAGAAGAUGACGGCCAACGCCGGCAACGACAGUGAGCCCAACCUCAUCGACUGCCUCAUGGUCAGCCCCACCUGCAGCACCAUGAGCAUCGAGCUGAGCGCUCAGGCUGACCGCAUCCUGGGCUGCUACGUGGAGAUCCUCAAGAUACUGUCAGACUAUGAUGACUGGAGACCAGCUCUGGCCAGCUUGCUUCAACCUAUUCCAUUCCCCAAAGAAGCUCUUGCGCAUGAGAAAUUUACCAAGGAACUGAAGUACGUGAUUCAGAGAUUUGCCGAAGACCCACGCCAAGAGGUCCACUCCUGUUUGCUGAGUGUGCGGACUGGCAAAGAUGGCUGGUUUCAGCUCUACAGUCCUGGUGGUGUGGCUUGUGACGAUGAUGGAGAACUUUUUGCCAGCAUGGUGCAUAUACUCAUGGGAUCCUGUUAUAAGACGAAAAAGUUUCUGCUUUCACUGGCUGAGAACAAGCUGGGACCAUGCAUGCUCCUGGCCCUGAGGGGCAAUCAGACCAUGGUGGAGAUUCUCUGUCUAAUGCUGGAAUACAACAUCAUAGACAACAACGACACCCAACUGCAGAUCAUCUCCACCCUUGAAAGUACUGAUGUGGGAAAGAAAAUGUAUGAGCAACUCUGUGACAGGCAGAGGGAGCUAAAGGAGCUGCAAAGAAAAGGGGGCCCCACCAGGUUAACUCUGCCUUCCAAGUCCACAGAUGCAGACCUGGCUCGCUUGUUGAGCUCCGGCUCCUUUGGAAACCUGGAGAACCUCAGCUUGGCCUUCACCAACGUGACGAGUGCCUGUGCCGAGCACCUCAUCAAACUGCCUUCUCUCAAGCAGCUAAACCUGUGGUCCACUCAGUUUGGAGAUGCUGGUCUGCGGCUCCUUUCAGAACACCUCACCAUGUUGCAAGUGCUGAACCUAUGUGAAACGCCUGUCACUGAUGCUGGUCUGCUGGCCCUGAGCUCAAUGAAGAGCCUCUGCAGUUUAAACAUGAAUAGCACCAAACUCUCAGCAGACACCUAUGAAGACCUGAAGGCCAAGCUGCCCAAUCUGAAAGAGGUCGACGUCCGCUACACUGAAGCCUGGUGA